AGGACCCGGGCUGUAGCGGCGGCCGCAGCCGUGGGCCCGGCCCGGCCCGGCAGGAAAUGGCAGCGCUAGGCAGAUCCUGCCAGGGCAUCCCGGCGGGCCCGGCCGUGGAGCUCCCCACGGCGCCGGCCGCUACCCCGGACCGCCACGGCCCGCAGCCCUUAGCCGGCGGCCACGGCCGACUGCAGCCACCCGGGAUGGUCAUGGCAGGGAUCGGAAACGACGGCGUCGACGGAUCCUCCGGCCUCUGUCUGCAGAGCAGCUUCGACCUGGCCUCCCUGGCCGCACUCGGCAGCCACCACGAGGGGCUGACGGUGGCCCCGGUGAGCUCCUUCACCAGGAGCCGCAGCCAUGUCUCUGUGCGAUGUGGAAAGAAGCAUAAGCUAGAAGAAGAGGCAGAAGGCUGUCCUGUGCGGAAGAAGAGACUGACAGGAGCCAAAAAUUGCCCUUUGAAUCCCAGCACUGAAGAAUGGAUUCUUUGUGCAGGUCAGCAGGCAGCUGGGGAGGUAGCAAGUCAGUAUGGUGGCAGCGGUCCUGAAACUGCCAUGUUAGAAAUUCCCUGUGAAGAAAUGGAUCAGACAAUGGGGGAACAGCAAUGCGAGGUUGCUCGCAGGAAACUUCAGGAAAUUGAGGACAGGAUAAUUGAUGAAGAUGAGGAAGUUCAUGCUGAUGGAAAUGUUAGCAAUCUGCCCACUCUUAUCCUGUCAGAUACCCUUAAGAAAGGGAUGAAGAGGGAUUUUGGUGAAGUCCUGACAAAGAAAAUAAUAGAAUCUAUGAGCCGUCCUUCUAUGGAGCUGGUGCUUUGGAAACCUCUUCCUGAAUUCAUGACAGAUAAAUUGAAGUCUGUUUCUGUUAAGAACUUCAAGCAGCAAAGUACAGAAGUGUGUCAAGCUAAGCAGCCAACACCAAGAGCUCCUUUUGACCCACAGACUGAAACGUUCCCUGCAUCACAACAGACUGCCAUGUCUCCAGAUCCAUAUGCUAGUUUGGGAAUAUCUGGGUGUGCAGAAGAAGAAAUGGAAUUGUAGAUGCCAGAUUUUAGACUGGAAGUGGUGAGCUUCUGAUGCUUAUUGUUGAUGGGGUUUUUUGUUGUUGUUGUUUUUUUUUUUUUUCUGGUUUGAUGUGUGAUCCUGAAGUUAUAUUACUUGUUUUUUGUUCUUACUAACAACCAUAAGCACACCACAAUCAUUGGUUGGCCAGGAAACACCCUAAGAUUUCUGUGUUCCUAUCUGUUAAAUAUUCUUACUUUUACUCAAAAGGUAAUUCAGAGGCCUUUGGAACAAGGAAGUAGCUUUCCAUCUUGCUUAAUGGUGAAAUAUCCUCUUAAUUGUCCUUGGUAAAAUAUAAAAUCCAAAUACUGAAUGUAACUGUGGCUUAAGCCACACCUUUCUCUUACUGAGCCAUUGAAACUGGUGCACAUACUAUGCUUGGCCAUUUGGUUUAAUUUGAAUUACAAAAUGUAGAGGAAUAAAUACCUUCAAAUCUGGUGACUGACAGAAAAGCAACCCCUCUGGUAAUACAGCUUUUCACACCAUCUUAUCUGUUUGGACUUGAUGUAAACUCACAUGUAGAAAUUAUACAAUCCUUGGGGUGGUGGGGAAGGAAUACUACAGCUGAGCUGAAGUCUUUUGCUUUGUAGAAAGUAAAACCAGCAUUUAUAAUUUGCAGGAUACCUGCUAACUUCAGUCAUCUUUGGUUCAUUGGCUUUUAAAUUUUAUUUGUGGGUUUUUGAUGUUCCCCUCCCCAAACAAUGCAAAGUUUGGAGAAAAGUGCUUCUCAGCAAAGAGAUUCACAUUUUACAUUUAAGAUUCUUUGUAUGCAUGGAUUUGGAAAGUCAGUUGAAGACAGUGUAACUUCUGAUGAGUGGCAUCCAUUAAUUUGGAUAAACAGGGUAAGUAAAUCAGAUAACAGGGAGCUGCUUGCUGCCAUUAGGAGGGUCAGAUGCUGGAUUAUUGUCUGUACCCAAGUCCCAGCCUUUACGUAGUGAAGUAAAGGAGAUGCCUGUCUUUAUCCUGAGAGAAUCUAUAGACAUAAAAUUUAAGCCACAGUAUGUGCCAAUAACAUAGCAUCUAAUUGCUUAUACAGAUGUAUGCCAAAAGAAUUUUCUACCCUGCACAGGGUGCCAAGGAAAGGAAUCCACAAUAAGCUAUUGCUUGUACAUUUUCUCAAUGCACAGCAGUUCCUUAUGCUUAAGGUUCUCUAACUUGUUUAAGGUUUUUAUCUUUUGUUCAUAAGUCCUUCAGCUUUCUCAGAGAUACCUGAAUUCAAGCUUUUCAUAAGAAACCCCUUUCCCAGUAACAGGUUCUGUUCAGAGUCCUCCAUCCCAAUCUGGUUUUGACAUCUUGCUGACAUAAAGGAGCAAGUACAAAGUAACACAGCUGCUCAUGUAAGAAAAUCUACUCUUCUUCUGCAAGUUAAGAGAUAAUCCUUCUGAUAAUAUUCUUUACUGUUGAAUAACCCAUAGCUGAAAGUUUAAAAUCAAGCUUCUGUUUCUGCAGUCAUGCUUCAUUUCCUUUUGGUUGUUCAAGAUGCCUGUUUGUUAAACCCUGUUUAUCUUGCUGCUUUUGUUGAAGGUUGUCUAAAAGUUUCUGUCUCUUGAUAAAACAUUUCAGAGCUUCACUAGAAACACUCCAGCACUUGAUUAGGUUUACUCUGGAAACCAGUAUACACCUAUACCAUUCUGGAAGGUUCAUUAAGUUGAAGAACAGGUGCAGCCUAUCUUGCUAUAAUGCCUAAUUUCAUUUCAGGGUCUGCUAUGAAGCUCUUGCAUGAACUGUGUAAUAUUUCUUACGUGUUAUUAAGCUGCUGAAGGUGUUUAAAACCUACAGCCUUUGAUGUGCUCCAGUGGUUGAGUAGAACAUAAAGCAGUGCAGUUUGGAGAAGGCUGUAGUCACUGCAGGUAGAAAAUGUGGUGCCUCCAAGUAAAUAACUGCUUUUCAGCUUGCUGGAUUAUAGUGAAAGUUCAGAGUUGGAAGUAUUUCAGGGGAAAGCUCUGAAUCCUAAAUAAACUGAAAAGAAAGGAUGAAAAUUUCAAAAAUGUGAUGAAACCAUCUCAGCAACACUGAAGUUGCAAUAGAAGAUGCAAAAAAACUGUAGGAGGCCUAAAUAUAUGAAAUGUUGCAGUUGUUUUCCUCUUAAAAAACACCAAAUUGCAUAUCAGAUUUGCAGAACAAGAAGCUGCUGUAGAUGGCUUUUAAGCAUACUUUUUUCCCUGCUAGGUUUGUACCAAAGGUUGACUUUCAGAGGUGUCUUUCCUCUUAAUUCAAUGCCAGUAGGGCAUCACUGAUCUGUUACCUGCCAUCUAAAACAGUAUAGUGGUAGACUGUUGACAAAGACUAUGAGAUGGAGAAAGAGUUGUCUUAAGAAUUUUGCUUUGAUAGAAAACAUUUGCUUUCAUUUUUUCACAAUGCAUUUCUGCCCUUGAGAUAGGAGACAGUGGGUUUGAAUUGCUUAAAUUGAUAAAAAGAGUGGGCUAGAGUGGGAACCAAGUGACAGGAGCACUGAGCUACAGCAAUCACUUGGAGAGGGUGACUGGAUGAGAGAUCAAGCUGUGGGCAUUUACAGACUUCUGUAUUUAUGGGUUUUAUUUGUUGUUGUCAUUAAAAGAUUUUUAUUAAUGCUGUUCACAGAUGGGAUGGUAAAUGCAAUGCAGUAUUAGGGAAAACCUUAUUUUGAAAUAUGGAAGAUCUGAUUCUGGUCUGUCUUCUCUUGGGACCAAAUCACCCUUUGUAUGUCAGUUUUCAAUAAAUUUUCUAAAAUAUUUUUUAGAUGACUGUUUCAUUCGUGGUAAGAGUGAAAAAACCUUGGGACACUAUCUACAGUCCUUCAGCUGGACAGUAAAGUACUCUUCUGGCUUAAGAAGACUUGAAUUUAACUAUGUUAUGGCAAAGACAUGCCCCUUUUUUCUUCCACAGUAUUCAGCAGGACAAGGGAAGGCAACAGCAGGGUAGAAUAAUAAACCUGAAGCUGCCAGGAAAGAAGAGCAAUAGGGCUACCAGUAGCUGUUGCUAUAGUUUGUGUUUUCAGAUGUUUUAUUUUACUUCAGAGUAAAACUAUUCAGCACUAAGCAAGCUAGGUGUUCUUGAAGUUAAGGGAAGUUUGAGUAAAGUUUUAAAUUCAGAGUUUAAUAAUUUUGUUGGAAUGUAAGAUUUUUCUUUUUUGUGUACCAUCAUAGUGGACUUGAUUCCGGUAGAAAAUUGUAGUAGGCCUCUAGCUGCCAAACAAGAACUCUUGGUGUUUUUAGUGGAAGACAUCUAAGGAACUAUUAACAGCUUGUUGUGGGACAUAGUGCUUGCAGUAAGUCAGGAUAAAGCAUGCCAGGAUAGAGCUGUUAAAUUGAAAAAGGGACGCAAAACAAUGUAAAGACCCUGUCCUUGAACAUUUCUGUCUCCUGUGCUUAACAAGGUUGAAAUGUUAAGCACAUCCCAUGUCCUCCUGUGAUGGAAAGGUUUUACCACACUUUCCUUGAAGUUUUUAGAUGUUGAAAUGGCUUGCUCAUGGUUUCCAGGAGGGGGUGGGGCUCUGUAAAAGGGUGCUAACAAAAUGUAAUGCACAACUACAGAUCAAAUCCUCACUUUUUUUUUUUUUUGGACUCGCAACAAUUUAUUUGAUACUCUUGCAGUCAUCCCUGUUUACCACCUUGAAAGUAAAGCAACUUACUCUUCUGGCUACUUGAAUUUUCAAUCCAAAUUUGUUAUACUGUGCAGCUGUAGUCUUCACUUCUACCCACUUUUCAGGUAGAAGCCUUCAUUAUAAGCUAGGUUAAUCAAGCUUGUCAUCCAAAGCACUCCUGUCACCUGGAAUGUUACUGACAGAAACAUCUCUAGUUUUCUUUCCUCUCCACCCAAGUUAUUCUUGUCAAAAUAGAAUGCAAAACAUGACAGUACUGAAACCAAGAACAGCUGUGCCAACACCUGCAACAGCUCUCAUUUUCAGUAUAAAAUUUCUUCUGUUUCUCCAAGUGUUUUUAACAUUGUGAUAAAUACUGCAGCAAAUGGAUGUGGACAAUGAGAAGUCCUGCUGUGGUAUUUAAAAUUGGCUCCUGCCUGCCAAGGCCAUUUGGAUUUCCUGUGGGAAUAAAGAAUCUGCAACUGUUUUCA
Cinclus cinclus is the source of this 5096-nucleotide messenger RNA. RefSeq names its product coiled-coil domain containing 117 (gene CCDC117). NCBI's taxonomy places the organism in Eukaryota, Metazoa, Chordata, Aves, Passeriformes, Cinclidae. The transcript is spliced from 6 exons. Bases 57 to 1025 code for a protein of 322 amino acids. The record is from RefSeq and is a predicted model, not a curated record.